Capsicum annuum is the source of this 1196-nucleotide messenger RNA. Its product is annotated as zinc finger protein 4. The coding region runs from base 272 to 1018 and encodes 248 amino acids. Lineage: Eukaryota; Viridiplantae; Streptophyta; Magnoliopsida; Solanales; Solanaceae. The record is from RefSeq and is a predicted model, not a curated record. Gene Ontology annotation, biological process: negative regulation of abscisic acid-activated signaling pathway. The transcript has 2 exons.
UUAAAUUAAUUUAAACAUUAUUAUAAAAAAAAAAUAAUAAAGAUACCUACAACUCCACUCUUCAAUUCCCCAAAGUUUCCUUUUUCAGGUAUACUUUGAAAUGUCCCUUUAAGAAAUUAAACAUCAUAUUUUGUCCUUGAUGAAGUCCUAUCAUUAGUUUUAAUUUACUACUUACAACAAGUCAACAAUUAGAAGAAGCUGGACAUUGUUCGUAAUUUGAUUUGAUUGAUCGUUAGAUAGUAUAACACAAGUUCUUAAUAUUUAACCAAAAAUGCAAACACCAAGAUUCAAUCUUGAAGUUGAGGCCUUGUUUGAAGAUGAUUCUGAUAUUACUAGCCAAGUAGCUUCCAACGUAUGCGUGGGUGAAACAUUCGCGGAUCCUUCAAAGAACAGCGUUAUAGAUUUCACUCAGUUGAAUUCCGAACCUGUGUCUCUUGACUUGUCUCUUAACCAGGAUUCAAUAGGCGGUUUUUCAGUAUCCAGUACAAGUGAAAGCAGCAAUGAACUUGCAACUACACAAACUUCAGUAUCAGGACCAGGAUUUCAACGAGUUUUUAGCUGCAAUUUCUGCCAGAGAAAGUUCUAUAGUUCACAGGCACUUGGUGGACACCAGAAUGCACAUAAAAGAGAGCGAAUACUAGCAAAACGUGCUAUGAGAAUGGGCGUUUUCUCAGGAAGGUAUGCUAAUUUAGCGACUUUGCCUUUACACAGAUCUACAAUAAGGUCAUUAGGAAUCAAAGCACAUGCUUCACUACACCAGGUGUCUGCACCAGCAAUCAGGCCACUCGAUUUCAAAACAAGCGCAAGAUUUGAGUAUGAUAAUCGCCAGAGUCCACCUUUGUACAUGGAGAAUGAUGUUGCUGAUCAGUUAGUACUAUGGCCUGGCAGUUUCCGUCAAGUGACAAAUCCCAGUACCUCUCACACUAAUUUCGCUCUCCCUGGAUGUUCAAAUGUGACAUUGACUCCAUACGUCGAAAAAGAUGAACCAAUUGCACCAGACCUCACACUGAGGCUUUGAGAUAUUUGACAGCAAGUAGCUCAACAUCAUUUAGCUUUCAUGUUUUAUUUGUACAGUGACAUAUAUAUUGUCCUAUGUGUGGAUAUGCUAUGCACAAUGCCUUCUCAGGCCAGUGUGAUUGGGACAUCAAAUGAUUGUUUUACAAUUUGAAUGUAUUAGUUAUGACUUGUAACUGUUA